GCAGUUGAGACACCGACUAUAAUCAUCAUGGGGAAGUGAAGAUGCCAAAAGAUUCGUGGAGAGUUGCCGUCAAGCUACGGCCGAACAGCAGACGUUGAUCUUCUUCCCCUUUGAAGGCCUUAGUCGGUCGAAAGUUACUGCGCCUUGAUUUCGCACUAUGGAUGCUCCUCCGUAUUGUGUGCGUAUUUGAGGUGCCAUCGUGGACUUCUUCUGUGCUCCCUUGCAGCCUUGCCAAAGCGGCUUUGCGGACAACGGCGCCUUCUAUGCAUGGCGGUCGGGCUGGAAGCGAACAAAUUGCCGCCUGCUCUUGUGCAUGCCUGUCGGCGUCGUGUGGGUCAAGCUGUUGUGCUUCACAUUUCGGAUGCUAUGAGCGAAUCGAGAGCUUACUCAAAUAUUCAGGUCUGGCACGUACACACUCUCAGGGCCAACUAGAGGAGACUGGGGCAGUGUUGCCGCUUAAACCUUGCGCCUUGGAUAAAGGGAAUGGUUGACACCCGGGGUGUACUUUUGCGGGUCGGUUUCAAGGAGCAUCCUUGUUGCUAUUGUUGACUUCUGUCAGUACCGAGCUUGGCCGAGAUGUGUCUCUGAAGCAGGCGAGAGGAU
Exophiala viscosa is the source of this 603-nucleotide messenger RNA. RefSeq lists its product as uncharacterized. Lineage: Eukaryota; Fungi; Ascomycota; Eurotiomycetes; Chaetothyriales; Herpotrichiellaceae. The record is from RefSeq and is a predicted model, not a curated record. The transcript has a single exon. The coding region runs from base 162 to 491 and encodes 109 amino acids.